CAGGUGGCCUGCACAGAGCCCAACCCCUGCACCCAGGUAGCCAUGAACAGCCACGGCCACAAUGGCAGCAUGGGGCGGCCGCUGGGCAGCGUGCCGGGUGCCCUGGGCCGCGACCCUCCAGACCCCGAGGCCGGUCACCCCCCGCAGCCCCCACACAGCCCGGGCCUCCAGGUGGUGGCCAAGAGUGAGCCAACCCAGCCGUCGUCCGGCAGCCCCCAGGGGCAGCCCCAGGACCAGGAGGACGACGACGAUGAGGAGGAGGAUGAGGCGGGUGGGCAGAGGGGCUUGGGGAAGCCCUUGAACGUGGGCCACCGCCUGGGCCACCGGCGGGUGCUCUUCGAGAAGCGGAAGCGCCUCAGCGACUAUGCGCUCAUUUUCGGCAUGUUCGGCAUCGUUGUCAUGGUGACGGAGACGGAGCUGUCCUGGGGAGUGUACACCAAGGAGUCUCUGUACUCGUUUGCUCUCAAAUGCCUCAUCAGCCUCUCCACUGUCAUCCUGCUGGGCCUUGUCGUCUUGUACCAUGCCCGGGAGAUCCAGCUGUUCAUGGUGGACAACGGGGCGGAUGACUGGCGCAUCGCCAUGACCCGCGAGCGUGUCCUGCUCAUCUCGCUGGAGCUGGCCGUGUGUGCCAUCCACCCGGUGCCGGGCCACCACCGCUUCACGUGGACCGCACGCCUGGCCUUCACCUAUGCGCCGUCGGUGGCCGAGGCCGACGUGGACGUGCUGCUGUCCAUCCCCAUGUUCCUGCGCCUCUACCUGCUGGGCCGCGUCACGCUGCUGCAUAGCAAGGUCUUCACGGACGCCUCGAGCCGCAGCAUCGGAGCCCUCAACAAGAUCACCUUCAACACGCGCUUUGUCAUGAAGACGCUCAUGACCAUCUGCCCGGGCACCGUGCUGCUCGUCUUCAGCAUCUCCUCCUGGAUCAUCGCCGCCUGGACCGUGCGCGUCUGUGAGAGGUACCAUGACAAGCAGGAAGUGACCAGCAACUUCCUGGGGGCCAUGUGGCUCAUCUCCAUCACCUUCCUCUCCAUCGGCUACGGCGACAUGGUGCCCCACACCUACUGCGGGAAGGGCGUGUGCCUGCUCACCGGCAUCAUGGGAGCUGGCUGCACGGCACUCGUGGUGGCCGUGGUGGCCCGGAAGCUAGAGCUCACCAAGGCUGAGAAGCAUGUGCACAACUUCAUGAUGGACACUCAGCUCACCAAGCGGGUAAAAAACGCCGCUGCCAACGUUCUCAGGGAGACAUGGCUCAUCUACAAACACACCAGGCUGGUGAAGAAGCCAGACCAGGCCCGGGUUCGGAAACACCAGCGUAAGUUCCUCCAAGCCAUCCAUCAGGCUCAGAAGCUCCGGAGUGCGAAGACCGAACGAGAGAGGCUGAACGACCAGGUUAACACACUUGCAGACCUGGCCAAGACCCAGAGCAUCAUGUACGACGUGGUGUCUGAGCUGCACGCCCAGCACGAGGAGCUUGAGGCCCGCCUCGCUGCCCUCGAGAGCCGCCUGGAUGCGCUGGGCACCUCCCUGCAGGCCCUGCCCGGUCUCAUUGCCCAAGCCAUACGCCCACCCCCACCACCCCUGCCACCCCGGCCCAGCCCCGGCCCCCCGGACCAGGCAACUCGGAGCCCCCCGUGCCGGUGGCCACCCGUGGCCCCCUCGGACUGCGGGUGA
Cynocephalus volans (Philippine flying lemur) is the source of this 1671-nucleotide messenger RNA. It is a transcript of the gene KCNN1, whose product is annotated as potassium calcium-activated channel subfamily N member 1. The coding region runs from base 43 to 1671 and encodes 542 amino acids. Gene Ontology annotation, cellular component: plasma membrane; neuronal cell body; neuron projection. Gene Ontology annotation, biological process: potassium ion transmembrane transport. The transcript is spliced from 9 exons. Gene Ontology annotation, molecular function: calmodulin binding; small conductance calcium-activated potassium channel activity. NCBI's taxonomy places the organism in Eukaryota, Metazoa, Chordata, Mammalia, Dermoptera, Cynocephalidae. The record is from RefSeq and is a predicted model, not a curated record.